AUGCUGUCAAAGAGCAUGGGAGGGCGAAAAGAGCCAAUGACAUCAUCCUCCGAGGGAGGGAGAGAGCAUACAAUCAAUACAAGUGAGUCGACCCAAGGCAGUGUGAGGAAGGAGGGCUGCUGUGCUGCUCACACACGCACACACACCAGCAAGGAGCUGCGCGACAACGGCAUGGUGGAUCCUCCGGGCAUGCUCCUUAAGCCAAAGUAUGACCGCUUUCGCAACGAGUCUGUGACUUCCUCCUCCGAUGACCUGAUGCAGAGCUUAGCCAUGAGCGGCAAAGUCGUGGCCACGCCGGUGGUCCCCUCCUCGACCCCUGGCCUCCCCUUGCCUCCCCUGGACUCUAGCGCCAGGUCCUCCGGGGCUGCAGCUCUGGCUGACUCGCCCUGCCUGGACGGAGAGCAGGACAGCACCACCACCUUUUGCAUGCUCAUCCCCAAGAUGCCGCAGUGGAAGUUCUCCAACUCCCUGCUCAGUCGAAGCCCCUCCAACUCCAGCUCAAGCUCAACCUCCAGCAAGGACUCGAGCAAAGCCGCCCACCAAGGGUCCCCUUCCUCCUCCUCUUCGUCAACGUCGCACAGGCACAGCGGGGUGCCCUCGACCGGCCCUGUGGCCAGUCUGGCUGCUGUGCUCAACUCCUGUGACCCGGUGUGUGUCACCCCGUGUUCUCUGCAGGCCAUUCGAGGGCAGAGAGCUGCAGCGGUGCACUCUGGCCACGGAUUCGGGGAGGUCACAGCGAGCCCGGUGGGGUCUGAUUGCGGAGGCUCCAGAUCUGGAAUGAGUCGUAGGACCAGGGUGGAGGGCAUGUGGCCCAACGGGGACGAUUUCAGCCAGAAGGGCAGUUUCAUCCACAAACCUUCCCAAGGAUGGCUGCACCCGGACAAGAAGAUGGCAGGACCAGGAGCCUCUUACAUUGUCAGGUACAUGGGCUGCAUUGAAGUGCUGAAGUCAAUGCGCUCCCUGGAUUUCAACACACGCACUCAGGUGACCAGGGAGGCCAUCAACAGGCUAUGCGACACUGUACCAGGUGGAAAAGGUGCAUGGCGAAAGAAGGCUGGGAACAAAGCUCUUCAUUCCAUCAUGGGAAAGAGCAACCUGCGUUUCGCCGGCAUGAGCAUCGCUGUCAAUAUUUCCAUAGACGGACUGGGUCUGCUCAUUCCUACAACAAGACAGAUGUUAGCGCACCACCCUAUGCAGUCCAUCUCAUUUGCCUCUGGUGGAGACACAGACACACCCGAUUAUGUUGCAUACGUGGCCAAAGACCCCGUGAAUCAGAGAGCAUGUCAUAUUCUCGAGUGCUCGGAUGGUUUGGCCCAGAGUGUCAUCAGUACUAUUGGCCAAGCUUUUGAGCUGCAAUUCAAACAGUACCUACACAGUCCACCUAAGACUCUAACGUCUUUAGACAGGUCUUUCAGGACAGAGGAACCGGUGUGGGGCGAGGAUGAAGACUUCUCCGAGCACGACUACUAUAACAGCAUCCCGGGCAAGGAGCCUCCGCUCGGGGGGGUGGUGGACUCCAGACUGCGGCCCAGUCAAUCCCAGCUAUCUCACAUCCACACACAACCACAAAGCAGAGCAUCACUACAGAUGGGCUCACCAGCGAAAAGGGAGCAAACAACUCACCAUGCAAGUCAACUGUGCUAUGAACUUCAUUGGGACACCGACGCAACCAGUGGUUCAGAUGGUUACCUGUGUGCUGAUGGCCAGCCGCCUGGCAACAAAGACUACGAGGAGCACCAGUAUGUGAAUACGCAAAGUUUUGAAAACUUGGAUUCUCUGGCCCAAAGCCACAAUGGACACAGGGGGGCCAGUGGGCCAGACAGUCCUAAGAAAGACCUCUUUGACAUGAGGCCCUUUGAGGAUGCCCUAAAACUGCACGAAUCUGGCGGCGCUACUGCAGCUGAAGUCGGAGGCGUACAGCUACUGGAGGAUCAGUGGCCCAGCCCUCCAAGGCGUCGGGCCCCUGUGGCCCCGAAUGAGGAGCAGCUCCGGAGGGAGACCUGGUAUCACAGCCGGAUGAGCAGGAGAGAUGCCGAAAAGCUGCUGGUCCGAGACGGAGACUUCCUUGUGCGGGAGAGCACCGCCAACCAGGGUCAGUACGUGCUGACGGGAAUGCACUGCGGCCUGCCUAAACAUCUGCUACUAGUGGACCCUGAGGGAGUGGUCCGGACCAAAGAUAUGUUAUUUGAGAGCAUCAGCCACCUUAUCGCGUACCACCUGAAGAACGAGUUACCUAUUGUGGCAGCCGAAAGCGAGCUCCACCUCAAGCAGGUGGUCAGGAGGAAGCAAUGA
Nerophis lumbriciformis (worm pipefish) is the source of this 2292-nucleotide messenger RNA. The record is from RefSeq and is a predicted model, not a curated record. Lineage: Eukaryota; Metazoa; Chordata; Actinopteri; Syngnathiformes; Syngnathidae.